AUGAGGACUGCCUUUAUUGUGUUUUCAUUGGUACUCGCUGCCUUUGCCUAUACUAAAGGUGAAGAAUUAGUUUUGGCAGAGCCAUGUGAUCCAGAAGCAUGCAAACUACCAGACUGCAGAUGUUCAUCUGUCAAUAUCCCUGGAAAUCUAGAGCCUAGAGAUACACCUCAGUUCGUUCUCCUGACUUUCGAUGAUGGUGUUAACGUGAACAAUAUUGUGACCUACCGUUCUCUCUUGUACAACCGAGUCAACAAAAAUAAAUGCAACAUUGGAGUAACAUUCUUUGUCAACCAUGAGUAUACAGAUUAUAGUUUGGUCAGUGAACUUUACAACCGUGGCUUUGAAAUUGGUCUACACUCAAUCACACACAAAACUGAUGUAGAAUAUUGGAAAACUGCUUCAUAUGAAACUCUUAUGAGAGAAUUCGGUGAUCAAAGAAGGCAAAUGGCUCACUUUGCUAAUAUUCCAAUUGAUACAAUUCAAGGACUUCGCAAUCCUUUCCUUCAAAUGUCUGGAAACACAACUUAUCAGAUGAUGACUAGUGCUGGUCUUCGCUACGAUUUAAGUUGGCCCACUACUAGAUACACUGACCCCGGUCUAUGGCCCUACACUCUUCAUUAUCAGUCUACUCAAGAUUGCAUCGUGCCUCCAUGCCCUACCGCAUCUAUUCCUGGUCCUUGGAUAUUACCUAUGGUUGCUUGGACCGAUAUGGAAGGAUUCCCUUGCUCAAUGGUAGAUACCUGCUUUUACAAUCCUGGUGCUGAUAAUGAAGAAGGAUGGUUUAAAUUCAUCCUUGAAAACUUUGAAAGGCAUUACCUCAAUAACCGCGCUCCAUUCGGUUUUUACAUUCAUGAGUGGUAUAUUCGCGUGAACCCUGGCUUACAAAGAGCGUUUGUCCGUUUCAUGGAUAUGAUCAACAAUCUUAAUGACGUGUUCAUGGUUAAUGGCAAUGAUGUUAUUGAUUGGGUACAAAACCCUGUCCCGAUUGACGAAUAUGUGAAAGAAGGUUGCAAGAGAUUGCCUCCAGCUGCCUGCAGACCUACGAGCUGUGGUCCACUGCAAAGUGACCACAAUCCUACGCCGUACUACAUGACCAUCUGCAACAGAUGUCCCCGUAGAUAUCCUUGGAUAAACAAUCCUCUUGGAGAAUAA
Molecule: messenger RNA, 1152 nt
Organism: Nymphalis io (European peacock)
Lineage: Eukaryota; Metazoa; Arthropoda; Insecta; Lepidoptera; Nymphalidae
Product: chitin deacetylase 8-like
Exons: 6
Coding region: 1-1152 (383 amino acids)
Biological process (GO): carbohydrate metabolic process
Molecular function (GO): hydrolase activity, acting on carbon-nitrogen (but not peptide) bonds
Source: RefSeq, a predicted model, not a curated record